Effrenium voratum is the source of this 1794-nucleotide messenger RNA. Lineage: Eukaryota; Dinophyceae; Suessiales; Symbiodiniaceae. The record is from the annotation of a GenBank genome assembly.
CAACACUCGCGUAAUGCCAAAGGGCGUGACCAGAGCGCCAUGGCCUUCUUGCCGGACCUCGGCCCCGAGGGCCUCAGCGAGCGCUUCUGCGCGCAGAUGCGGCCGGUCUUCGGGCGCGCGCCCGAAGUGCCAAUCUCCGCGCCGCGGGCGGUGUGCUCGGAUGGCGAUGCGCUCUUCGUGGCGGACAUGGCGGAGCACAACGUCUGGCGCUGUCUCCCGAACCAAGCGCCACACAUCGUGGCCGGCACGGGGCAGCGGGGCCCCGGGCCUGACGAGCCUCAGGGGGCGCCGGGGACGGACGUGGCGCUGGAAUACCCGCACGACCUGGCCUUGGCGCCUGGAGUGCUCUACAUUUGUGAGCUCUAUGCUGUGAGGGCGUUGGACAUCACCAGUGAGCCGCCGAUGCUGCGCACCGUCUUCCAAAGCGAGUACGGUCUCGGGGGCGUGGCGGUCGCCAGAGAGGGCCUCGUCGUGGCGCUUCACAGCCGCCACAUGCUGGCGUUGGUGGACAAUGAGGGCCGUGAGCAGAUCCUGGCGGGCACGGGGCACCCGGGACCGCUGCUGAGUGAUGCGCCGGCGCUGCAGGGGAACCUGCACAACCCCACCAAGGUGGCUGUCCUGCCGUCGCAGGACAUCCUCUUCAUCGACGCGGGGAACCGGGCACUGCGGCUCUUGCAGCGCGCCAGCGGCACGCUGGUGACGCUGUCGGGGGCCAUCGAUGCGCCGGAUGGUCUUGCUCUGGGGGGUGGCGGCUGCUUCGUGGCGGAGGGCCGGAACUGUCAGGUGCUUCAGUUCCGGCCAAGCAGCCCUGGACGUGAGUGGAACUGGGGCACCUGCGCGGGCACCGGCUUCUGCGACGCUUCCUGCGUAGGUGACAGCGUCUGGCAAGGCUUAGGAGAAUCGAUGCAGCGAAGGCGGCCAGCGUUGGAGACGCAGCUGAGACGACCGCAGGGCCUCUGCUGGGUCCCAGGCCGGGGCCUGCUGAUCUGCGACGCCGGGCUGGGGGUGGUGUACCUGGCAGAGGGCCUGGAUGCCUGGGCCUGGCAUCGCGAUGUUGCGCUGCCCCGCGCGCUGGUGCUGUCAGGGCGCGCAAAACUGUCUGAUCAGGCGGAGGAGGUGCUGAAGCUUCUCGUGGAGCUUCCGGAUGAAGAGUUCCGCCUGGUGCUGUCCUGGUGGCAUGAAGUGGACUGGGCCCUGGAGGAGGAGAGACGAGGCCUUAAGGAGGAGCUGGAGCAGCGUCAGCAGAGGAUUCAGGAGGAGAAAAACGGCUUGGGCUACGACCAGGAGCGAGUGGACAUCAUCCUUCGCCGUGAGCUUGAUGAUGAAGUGCUGGCACUGAAUGUGGGGGGUGAGUUCUUCUUCGCCAAGCGCUCCACGCUUUGCACCUACGAGGGCUCGUACCUGGCGAACCUCUUCUCCGGGCGCUGGGAGUCAUCCAUCGAGCGUGACAGCUACGGUCGCUUCUUCCUGGACUUCGACCCCAGCUGCUUCCGGCAGCUGCUGAACUUCCUCCGGUCCAAGCGACUGGAAAGCCAACGGGGCGGCCCCGCGCGCCUGCCCAAGGUCCCCGAGGAGAAGGUGGACCAGUUUUGGAACCUCGUGGAGUACUUUGGCCUCACCGAGCAGUUCCAAGAGGCGGAGGAGGCGCAGUCGAGCGCGCCCAAGGUGAGCGAGAGCACCGCCUCCCUGUUCAGCAGCAACCUGCUGCAGUCGGCGCUUGGAGCGCUGCGCCAGGCGCGAGACCGGAGAAGGGAGGAGGGAGGACAGUGGUCUGCUGGGAGGAAAAAGACGUGA